Messenger RNA from Canariomyces notabilis, 1089 nucleotides. RefSeq names its product HET-domain-containing protein. The record is from RefSeq and is a predicted model, not a curated record. The transcript has 3 exons. NCBI's taxonomy places the organism in Eukaryota, Fungi, Ascomycota, Sordariomycetes, Sordariales, Chaetomiaceae. The annotation marks the transcript as partial.
CUGGAGGAAUGCACUACCGAGCAUCGUGCUUGCAACAUGGCAAAGCCGCCGUGGCAUCCAAGCCGGCUUGUCGACCUUGGCUGCUCGCGCUCUUCGAACAAUGACGUUUACCCCCGAUUCUCAAUUGUAAAGGGCAGCAAAGUGUCUCCGGGACAGAAAUACAUCACCUUGAGCCAUCGGUGGGGGUUGUCCCAUACUCCUCGGAUUACCGUACAAAAUCUGGGAGCUUACGAACAGGGAAUGCCCAUGUCUGCUCUUCCCAUGUCAUUCCGGGAUGCGAUUACUGUUGCGCAAAGACUAGGCAUCCGGUAUAUCUGGAUCGACUCGCUCUGCAUAAUCCAGGAUGGCGACAACGGACAGGACUGGAGACGAGAAGCCCCGCUCAUGGAAAAGGUGUAUGCAAAUGCAUUCUGCAACCUAGCUGCCAACUGGGGGUCAGACUCGGUUGGUCAUUUUUUCGAGAGAGACACAACGCUUUUUGGUCCAAACCGCUUUCCUAUCAUUCACAACCUGACUUACAAUCUGUUUAUUAAUGGGAACAGUUGGAUUCAAGAGGUUAUGGAUGCUCCCCUGAAUAAGAGAGGUUGGGUACUGCAAGAACGAAUCCUUGCCCCGAGGAUUAUCCACUUCUGUCGCCACGAAGUCUUCUGGGAGUGUUGCGAAAAUACGGUUUCCGAAUCCUUUCCAGCCAAGCUGCCACCGAUAGAUCAGAGUACAGGAGAUUAUCUACUACCUGGCCUGAUACACUCUCUCGAUAGUCCCGGGAAUAGUACUCUCUAUGAGAGGACCGGGUCGAAGUCGAACGAAGCUGGCCGGCUGUACGACUUAUGGCACAGUGUGGUCGAAAUCUACACCAGAUGCCGACUCACCAAGCAAUCAGAUAAGCUGGUGGCCAUCGCUGGUUUAGCCCGGAGUCUAAGCCCAUUUCUUCGGGAUCUGUAUGUUGCCGGAGUAUGGUCAAGGAACCUGGUAAUUGACCUUGCCUGGUACAUGGCGGAGCCGGAACUAGUCAGCAGAGACUCCAGCCUUCCCUAUCGAGCUCCCAGUUUCUCCUGGGCAUCGGUGAAUGCCAUAUCCGCUGGCCAUUGA